CAGGGGCAUAAACCUCGUUUUCCCCUCCGGGGUAUGCAUGGGUCCAGUCCACUCACACUUUCCUUUCGUGACCAGAUGAGUCUUGAAACAUUGUCGUUAGCCUAUCAUGCAUCGCUUGCUGCAAAUCGUCUCUCAAUCCUCCGGGCCUAACCCCUCCGUAUUGCUUCGAAACGAGACUCAGCAAUUGCAUUGAAGGAACCUGAGUGGCUAUGCAUGUUUACUAGAAGUUGACUCUUCCCUGGCUAUACGGAGAAAAGGUCCACUAUGAUCGCCUCUGAGUCGCAUGCAGCUGCAUCCGCUCGCGGGUGUUUCUCCCGCUCACGGAAUCCCCUUGCCUCGAUGUCUGCCCUUAGAACACUGGUGGCCAGUCCAUUGAGCGAGCUCAAGUCCAUAUAAGACGUCGUUUCCUCCCCCGUGUUACCAUUCUUCUUCACCAACGCCUUCAAAAGUCUCCAGUCAGUCCUUCAAAGUGAGAUUGUCUCAACGACAUUUCCAUUCCUUCUUCUUUUUUUUCCCAAAGGCUAGUCCUUUCUUCUGUCUCGACGACAUUCACGUAUUGCCUGGUGCAAUUCGAUCCUUCCUUCACUCAUACUCAAAUCGAGCUACGACUCUUCAGUCCUAUACCCAUAUCACUCGAAUCUUGUCUUGACGACAAUCUCACAAUCUGAACACCAAAGCUAUCGUCUGGAACGUUAGAUAUUAUCAACCCUUUCAAUAUGUUCGCAAAGGCUUUCACUAUCGCCACUCUGGCUUCCUUCGCCAGUGCUCAUAUGCUUAUGGCUAACCCCAAGCCGUAUGGCAACCCCAACAACAGCCCUCUAGAAGCAGAUGGCUCUGACUUCCCUUGCAAGGGCAAGGUCAACGAUGGAUCAGGUGGCAAUGUUUACAAGCAGGGCAGCACACAGGAGCUCUCUUUCAUCGGCCAAGCUGUUCAUGGUGGAGGUUCAUGCCAGGUCUCUAUCACCACCGACAAGAACCCUACCAAGGACUCUGUGUGGAAGGUGAUCAAAUCUAUCGAGGGAGGCUGCCCCUCCAGAACAGCAACCGGUAACCUGGGUGGUAACGCUGAUGCCCCCAACCCCGACAAGUAUGAUUUCACCAUCCCCAAGGAGUUGGCUGCUGGCGAGUACACACUUGCCUGGACAUGGUUCAACCACGUUGGUAACCGUGAGAUGUACAUGAACUGUGCUGCUAUUACUGUUGAGGGCUCAGGUGGGUCCAAGGACCUCUUGAACUCACUCCCCGACAUGUUUGUUGCCAAUAUCGGUAACAAAUGUGAGACCCUUCCCGACACCGAUCUUGCUUUCCCCAACCCUGGAAAAGAUGUGAGCAAGCUCAAGUCGAAACUUGAAGGACCAUCAGGCACUGGAUGCCAGAAGGCUGGCUCUGGCUCUGGCUCUGGCUCUGGCGGCGGCGGCUCCGACGGAGGCUCUGAUGGAGGCGACUCUCAGCCUUCUACUCCUGUGGCUGCUCCUACUACCAACAACGGCGCUCAGCCCACUCAACCCGCCCCUACACCCGCCCCUAGUGCUGGCAAUGGCUCAGGCGCCGGAUCUGGUUCUGGUGAUGGCUCAAAUGGUACUCCUGAGAUCCCUGGUGGUGCCUUCAUUACCGUUUCUCAGCCUUCCGCCUCCCAGCCUACCGCCACCCAAGCACCUGCCACCCCCGAAACUCCCACGGAUGGUUCUGGUUCUGGUUCUGGCUCGGGCUCCGGUGAUGGUAACCAGGACGGUGGCUCGGGCUCUGGCAGCGGUGGUUUUGCUGCUGGGACUGCUUGUACAAACGAAGGCGAAUGGAACUGCAUCGGUGGCUCGACUUUCCAGCGCUGUGCCAGUGGCGCCUGGACUGCUACCCAGCAGCUCUCUUCAGGCGUCAGCUGUACUCCUGGCCAAGGCGCUGAUAUCUCUAUGACCACGAAGCGAGGCAAGCGAAACAUGCGUCGAGCUCAACGUGCAUGAAAGGAAAAUUAUUUCACGAAGUAUGGGGACUUAGAUCUAGGGCACGGGAUUGGAAUAUGGAUGGACUCGGCGUCUUGAAGGGUGCAACAAUUUUCUUUUUAUAUUUCUGUAAAUUUUGAUCCGCUGCCACACGGCAUAACAUUGUUUUUAAGAAUACACCUCAACAUAUCUUACCUCAACAUAUCUUCCAGAGAACCUUUGUUAUCAUCGGUAUGAUGAACA
Messenger RNA from Fusarium verticillioides 7600, 2180 nucleotides. RefSeq lists its product as hypothetical. NCBI's taxonomy places the organism in Eukaryota, Fungi, Ascomycota, Sordariomycetes, Hypocreales, Nectriaceae. The coding region runs from base 717 to 1958 and encodes 413 amino acids. The record is from RefSeq and is a predicted model, not a curated record. The transcript has a single exon.